AUGACCGAAUUUCCCCCGCCUCCCACUUCCGCUGUCCCUUGGGAGAAGAUGGAUCUCAAAUUCCAAGAAGGUAUUUUAGUUCUACCGAGCUCAGUCACAGCGACUAAUCAGUAUUUACCAAUAGUCAACGGCCACAUCGAAGCUACCCACUCCAAGAAGACGGGCGAAUGGACGCCACUUAUAUUUGUCCCCAGUCCCCAUGUGAGAAUUCAUGGAAUGUCGCCUGCCCUUAACUAUGGGCAGCAAGUCCUCGAAGGCCUAAAAGCCUUCCGCCACCCUGGCUCUCCUGGCUCAAUCUCACUUUUCCGCCCUGAUAUGAACGCCCAUCGCUUCCAACGGUCUGCUAGUGCACUAGACCUGCCAAUCGUGCCUGUGGACAUGUUUGUCCAGGCUUGUCGCGCAGCCGUUGCGCUCAAUGCCGAAUUUGUCCCGCCUCAUGGUUUUGGCGGAGCCAUGUAUGUGAGACCACAGCUAUACGGGUCUAGUCCGCAGCUUGGACUCACGGCAACGGAUCAGACGACCUUCUGCGUUUUUGUUGUCCCGACAGGAGUACACGAGAAAGCACAAGCAAUGAAGGCUUUGAUCGUUGAUGACUUUGACCGCGCCGCGCCGCGAGGGACUGGUCAUGUUAAGAUUGGUGGAAAUUAUGCCCCUGUGAUUCGGUGGGCGAAACAAUCAAAAGCUGCGGGAUAUGGUGUGACGCUGCACCUAGACAGUGCACGACAUGAAGACAUCGAUGAGUUUAGCACCAGUGCGUUCAUAGGCGCCCGCUAUGCUUCAGGUGCAGACGACGAGCCAGGCGACGAGGUGACGAUUGUGGUGUCAGACUCGCCAUGUGUCAUAGAGAGCGUGACUUGUGACACCGUUCAAAAGAUUGCGCGAAGCUUUGGAUGGACUGUAGAGAAGCGGGCUAUAUCAUAUAAGGAACUAUCUAACUUUAGUGAAGUUAUGGGUGCAGGUACAGCUGUGGCAUUGAUGCCUAUUGCUUCGAUUACGCGAAAGCGCAUGGGAGAAGGCUUGAGUCCUGGACCGCGUGUGACUGUUAACGGCAAUUUCGAGACUAUUGCUUACAUGCCGGAUCAGCAGCAGGGUGGCGGACCGGUCCAUCAGAAGCUACUGGCGCGGUUGUGGGACUGUCAAAUGGGUAGGGUGCCAGAUGAUUUUGGUUGGUGCUUCAAGGUAUCGUUGCAGGACCAGGAGAUCAAAGCUGGAAUGUAG
Messenger RNA from Alternaria postmessia, 1218 nucleotides. RefSeq lists its product as uncharacterized. Gene Ontology annotation, biological process: branched-chain amino acid metabolic process. The coding region runs from base 1 to 1218 and encodes 405 amino acids. NCBI's taxonomy places the organism in Eukaryota, Fungi, Ascomycota, Dothideomycetes, Pleosporales, Pleosporaceae. Gene Ontology annotation, molecular function: branched-chain-amino-acid:2-oxoglutarate transaminase activity. The transcript has a single exon. The record is from RefSeq and is a predicted model, not a curated record.